ACUCAUAUAUAAGACGAUGCACCUUUGCAGAUUUCAGAUAUGGCAGAGCAUUUCAUGAAAGUUGUCAGCACUGACAAGUUGCCUUCCUCCGACAGUUACCAUAGUAACAGUCAGAGGAAAGUGCUCACAGCCAAUAAAAACCAAGGAUUUCACUGAAAUUGUCAGCACUGACAAUUUAGUCAGUGCUGACAACUUUGAUGACCCCCCAGAGCUCCGGAUCGAUCGGAGAGCUAGAGGUACGAAAUUGACCCCGCUCUGCCAGUCGACCACGCCCUCUUAUCCAAAGACACACAAAAGUUCCGGUACACGUGUAAAAUUAAAAGUUCAAAGUUGGAGCCGAAUAUCUUGUUAUUGUUUUGAAUCGGAAGUGAUUUCCUGUGAUGUGGCAUGCACGUAUUGGAAGCACAGAAUUUAUCACGAUGAAGCUGGCUCACUUCUUCAUAUUCAUGUUCGCCGUGAACGUCUUCCAUUUUGUGAAGCCCGAAAUAGAUUUCAGUGUCCCUGAUCUUGACCCUAGGAAUCCAUUUUAUAAGGGCCGGCCUGCCAAUGUCUUUGGCAAGUAUGCAGAGCCGACACCUUACGUUGAAGAAAUACAGGCAAGUCCAGAAGACCAUUUCCCUACACCGGUAGAGUUCCAUGAGAGGUAUAUUAAAGAGUACAAACCUGUUGUGUUGCGGGGAGCAGCAAAACACUCUGCAGCCUAUCAUCUUUGGACAGAAGAAUACUUGAAGGAAAUGUAUGGAGGUCUUUCAGUCAGGCUUGAAGCCAGGAGUGAGGACAACUCUAGGAUACCAAGUGGUGUGGGAGGGAUGGGACGAGACACCAUCAGCAACUUCUUGGAUCGCUACCAGACCCUAGAUGGUUACAUCAUAUCACAAAUACCUACUCCCAUGGAGAAAGACAUCGCCUUUCCUCCAUUCCUAACCUGUGGAUCCCUGGCACAGGGUGUUCAGGAAGUCCACCUGUUUCUGAGUUCUCGAGGAGGGAAGACUCUGCUUCACCGCGAUCCAUACAGCUCCAUCCACUGUGUAUACAAUGGGACCAAGCAAUGGCUUAUUGCAGAUCCUAUCCAGAAAGAACGGCUUUAUAUGUCUGAGGACUCUCGCUUUGAGUUUGGAGGAUACUCGGGUGUCAAUGUAGAUGACGUAGACUAUGACAUACAUAGUAACGUCAAGGACCUGGUGUUUGACAGGGUGAUUCUGGAAAAAGGGGAUUGUAUCUACAUGCCUAGCGGCUAUACACAUCAGGUGAGAUCAAGAGGGUAUAUGAACAGUGCUGUAUCCAUCUGGUUCUCUCACUUUUUGACCUUUGACCCUACGGGCUGUGAAGAUUCAGGCAAUACUUUCCAACCCAUGAGCGAGUCAUCCGUUCUGUGGCGCUACAGCGGUCACGGAGAGCUCUCACAAGGUCAUAUGGAUGUGCACAUGUUGAGAACUGUCAUGAAAACCAUAGCUGAUACAACUGGCAAGAUUUGGUUGGGAGAAUUCACAGAUAACUUUAUACAGGGAGAACUAAAUGAUGAAGACUUACUUGUAAAACAACGUUUGGAGUUUAUGGAGAUUUUGGAUACCAACGGACAAGGUUACAUCACGGUAAAAGAGUUAGAUUCCUUACCUCUACAAACAUUGAAGGAUCUAGUAGAGGUCAUUGACCCUUCAGAUGCCUCCAACAAGGGAGAUUUUGAAUAUCACCACAUUGACAAGGAUGCUAUUUGGGGCGCUCUCACAAUGCUCCGAGGUCACAAUCCAUCACAACCAUUCAGUGGAUCUGAUUUCAUUAAGAUUUACACCUUCUACUUGGGAGGGAGUACAGAGGUUGCAAAAGAGAUUCUCGAUGUUUUAGAUCCAGAAGGUACCAAUCAGAUAGAUUCCCGCAUGAUCAUGCAGUAUGGUGACAAGGCCUUUGAGAAGUUCAACAAAGGGUACCAACACGACCCAACCAUCGAAAAACUCUGGUACAAGCAGUUUGUAGCCAAAGGAAUCUUCCAGGAAUUCGGUGUGAACCAUUUUGACAACCCAGAGGAGAGAUGGAUAAUGGCAGAGAGUGACGUGGGAGGAGAGUGUAACAGUGUGGAGGAUGUAGGGCAUAACGAAAUUGUGUAUGUCAAUGAUCCGGAGAGCAUCCACGUGUGUGACAAGAAAUCACGGUUGGAAAAGGAGGAGGGAAGGAAAGAAGAGCUGAAUCAAGUGGAAGAGAAAGAGAUGGAGCAGAAGGUUCAGGACAGUGGAGAUGAUAGGCAUGAUGAGUUAUGAUACCAAGUUGAUUCGUUUUGAAGUUGGCCAGAAGUUGCAAGGUCACAUUGAUCAUCUAACACUACAUGUGUAAUGACUUACAUGUAUACGUAUCACUGCAAGACAUUUAAAUUGCAUUUUUUUCAUUUUGGGGGCGAUCUAACAUUCGCUUGAACCGAGACACUUGCUCCUGCAUUGAUUUUUCUGAAGAUAUAGGGUUAGAGUUAGCGGUGUGAUGGGGUUUUUGGUUAAGAAUAUAGUGAGGAUUAAGAUUAUACUUUGAUUUGAGCGUAGUGUUUAUGUUUGGGUAAAUACAGCAUUUCCAUAGGAGCAAUUGUUGCAGGAGCAGAUGUCAUGGAAUAUAAUUUGGGAAGAAAGGUCAAGUUUCUUUUGCAUGUGUAUUCAUUCUGGUAUUCCUUUGCUUUGUGUAUGUUUUUGCUUUCAUCAGUGUGAAGAUUUCUUAUUGUGGGGCCAUAUCCUGCUUGUGAGAUCACUAUUCUUUGUGCACAGAACAGUUUUAUUAAAAAAUUGGAAUAUUAUGUGUAAGCAUGUAGUUCGCAACCAAUCUGAAAUAGAAUAUUUGUAUUAUAUUGGAUGGCUCAGAAUGAGAUACCAGAGAUAUUCCAAGAGUUGGGGGUGUUAUCGCACAAAUCGAUAUUGGCCUCAACAAGUGGAUUAUUUCUGGUAUUCCAUGAAAUUGAUUGAGCAAAUUAUAUCACUCACUUCAAUCGGUUAAUAUGGCCUCACUUCAUGAGAUCAAUUUGAUCAUAGAAAUGUGACAUACAUUGAGCUCUUUUGACGUCAUUUAGUUUCAAUGCAGUCUGAGCUGUGCCUCACAAUUUAUUGAUUAUUGUGUGUGUUGUACAUGACUGUAUAUUUUGCAUUUGACUGUUCAAUAUGGUACCAUAAUGAACGUCAAGUUUUAUACAGUAGUCUACCUGAGUCUAUUGGAUAUAUAUUCAUCAGAUAUUUCGUGCUUCGUGCAAUAUGAUCGCAUACUGCACAGGUAAAUCAUGCGAACCAAAUACACCUUUAUUGGAUAAAACACCCUACUUUUAAUAUUUAAAUAUUCUAAAAGGUUUAACAAAAAUUAAUAUCCAAUAUAUGUAAAAGUAUUAAAUACCUAUGAUAUGAGACAAAAGUUCCAUUAUUUGACUUGCAAUAGAAGGCUAUAUGUAACAAAAGUUUUCAUAUCUAUCCUGUAAUGGGAAUAGCUCUUUCUUUGCCAAAAUGCACUAAAUAGAAAUAUUUGAAAGCAUUUAAUUUUCAUGAAAUUAUAUGUUUACCUUUUUCAAUAAUGAUAUCUCAAUAUAAAAUUUAGCAAUCAUUUACAUGCCUGAAUUAUUCAUUACCCAAGAUUAUGAGUGAAGUUUGUAUUUUUUUGUGGGGAUGGUAUUUGAAAAUUUGUAGCUUCAAAUUAUGGCUUUUCACAAGGAUGAAUUUUCAAUGCUUAAAGAUAAACACCAGUUAUGGUAAAGAUCUCAAAAUGAGAUCGAACAGAAUCCAAUAAAAUUACCACCAUAGUGUUUGUAUGUAUAAAUAAAAAAUAUGUGCCUAAUAGCUCUAGAGGAAAAUGCGUAAUUGCUGAGAAAUUAGCAAAAUAAGCACGGAAUUCCAUCAAAUGUCAGGUGUUUUUUUAAGCAAUAUUGAUACAUUGUCCCACAUAUGCUUUUCCGUGUUAGUGAGCAUCAGAAUUAUCAAUUUUGAGCUAACAUUUCAUGAUUUUACAAAGAUAAGUUUACAUUAAUGUACCAGAUCUAGAUGUAUGAUAAUAUUUUGACAAUUAACUCUGAUUUAAAAGACUUUCUCAUGAAAUAAUUCUUUGCUGCAACUACUGUCUUUUACCUUUAAUUAAUGGACAUUACCACCACUAUAUACCUGCUGGCUCUCAUGGUUACUGGGAUUUUUUCCGGGGGGGGGGGGUCCAUGAAAAUUUAAAGAUUUAUCUUUAAUACAAUCAUUUAUCAGCCACAAUGACAUCAUUUAUGCUAUGUGGAGAAACAUCUUAAUCUUUUGACUGGUGAAUUCUGUAAUUUAUAGGCUUUGCACAGGGUCUUUGCCCUGUUCUAGUUGACUAUGAGUUAAGAUGUGUCUGGCAUUCUUCCUCAAAUUUGCUUUGAGUUAAGACUCACUUCCUUGUUUUGUUAUUAUGCUUGUCAGGACAUUGAUGCCAAUCUUACAACUAAAGCCAUAUACAGGCUUUUUUUUGAAAUUCACAAUGAACAUCUUAUACUUGUUCCCUUAACCUUAUUGUCUCGCCCAACAAGAGGUGAAGGCGAGACUUAGGGAUCCAAAUUUUGUCCGUCGUCUGUCGUCCGUCCGUCACAAACCUAAUGACACAUAACUCCACAACCGUAAGUCGCUAUUCAACCAAACUUGGAUGAUAGAGGGACUUGGGGGACCUGCAUGUUAUGCUGCAAUCAAAGGUCACAUGGUAAGGUCAAAGGUCAUUUUCAGGUCAACAUUAAAGUUUACGUGCAAGGCUCUUAUGACAAGUGUUAUUCCAUCCCAGUCAUUUCACAAUGAAGUUUCGCUACAAUUCUGUUGCGUGCCCUCGCAAAUCAAGAUAUUUCUGGUUAUUUUCAUAAGUGGGCGAGACACAAAAUCGCUUUUGCCUUGUAUUUCAACUUAAAUAUUGCAGAAGGUUUGAGAGAAAUCCAUCAAAGAAUAAAUAGUUACUAGAAUUUUAAUCAUUCGAUUUGUGAUAUCAUAUGCGAGCAGCUUUCAUACAUAUCAAAUGGUAAAAAAAUAUAAUCAAUUAAAUGUCAUUUUCUCAGAAAAUUGAGAAUGUUUUUUUACUGUGACAUUCAGUAUAUCAAUGCACAAAUCAUUCCGCACCCAUUCCUUAUAAGAAAAAAAAAAUAAGUUUUUACGAACUAUUAAAAAAAAAAAAAUUCGAGCGUUUUAUAUUACAAAACUUAUGGGGCAGCUGCUCGUUUAUGAUGUCACAAAUCCAGAACUUAAAAUUCUGAUAACUUCAUUAAUUUUUACUGGAUUUUCCUCAAACCUUCACCAGUAUUUUUUUUUACAACAAACUUUUGUUCAGGGUGAACUUCCCCUUUAACCCACUUUAAGCAUUCCGUGGGCAGUUCUCUGUAUUCUGCUAAAGCGAAAUUGAGCUUUGCCAUGAACAAAAAAAUAUAUACAUACUGUUCAUUAAAGGGGAAUCCAACCCAAAUAAAAACUUGUUUUUACAAGGAAAAGAAAAAUCAGACAAGUUGAUAGGUGAAAGUUUGAACAAUAUUGGACAAAUAUUGGUAAUCACUAUACCCAUGGAGACUUCAAAUUGGCCGCAUAUGGGAUGUCAUAGUGAUGUAAGGCAAGGACUACUCUUCCAUAUACUCCAAUACAUAUUUUGGCUAAAAUGUCAUUUUUCCCAAAAGUUUUAUUUCAAAUUAUAUUUUUCUUUCAUGAGGACAUAAAAACAAUAUUCUACCUGGGUUAUUUUUUAGAUUACUUCCCCAGGGGAAUGGGUACUUAGGAGAAAACCACAAAUCCCUGAUAAUAAAGUACAUGGCCUAUGGGAAAGUUGUCCUUGCCCCUUGUCAUAAGUUACUUACCCAGUUUCCAAUUUGAAAUCUACAUAGUAUUAGUGAUCUUAAUUUUAAAGCAGCUGUAACUUUUUAAUUGCUUGUCCGAUUUCUUUCAAACUUUCACCAUUCUGUUUAAUUAUUUUUCUCCUUCCCAACACAACAUUUUAUGGCCAAGGCUGGAUUCCCUUUUAAGAUAUGAACAACUCAGAAGAAUCCUUUUCUCCUUGAAUUAGUCUUCCAUUUUGGUUCAAUAGCAAUCUUAAUGCCGCAAUAUGAAAUUAUUGAUUUUCACAUACUAUGCAUAGCCCAUGCAUAUUAUGUCGAAUUUAUAGGCUUCUCAAACAAGUUUGAUCUAUGCAAAAUUUAUGUGUGACUUAGCUGAAAGACAGUUUAAUGAAAGGGGGGGGGGGGGGGUUAACUUGCGAUAAACUUUUUGACUACAUAUAUUUGUUUACAAUACAGGAUUAUGGUGUGUGUGUGUGUGUAAAGUAUGCAAUUUUCUAUAUUUUAAUGAGUCACUGGUUCCAUAAUGAUUAAGAACAGGCCUAUACGCAAGAGUUUUUAUUUGUAUAAAUUGUUCAAUGCAUUAUGUAUGUUUAUCCCACCAUGUUGUGACUGUAUAUAUUGUUUAUAUUUGCUUUAAAUGCAUGUUGUUAAACAUAUGCAAUCAGUACUACUUUCUCUUUCAACUGCCAGCAUUCCAAGAAAAACGUUAAACAUGAUAUUGUAAGCUAACCUUGUAUUCACUCUUUAACAGGUUUUCUAUGAUAAUGAUUAAUGACUGCCAUAUUGAAUCUUUCACAUGAAGAAUUGCAUAUUCUGCUACAGUACAUAUUCUAUUCCAUAAAAGUAUGUAUACAUGUCUUGACUCCUAUAUCUGGGACAAUCCUAAAAAUGAUUUUUUUUUCUAGUUCAAAUGAAAAGUUGUCAUGCUCUAAAAUGAUCAUGGUUUGAGCCGUGUGUAAAGUGAAGUAAGAAUGGAGAUAUUGGCAGUCGGUCUAACUAAAAGGGUUGAUUAUUUGAUGAAAUUGCCCUAUAUAAUUUAAGUAUGAUGAAAUCAUACAUAUUCAUGUUAAAAGCAUUCUAAAUAAAAAGAAUACUUUCGGUGAACUACUGUAUCGAUUUGGUGCUGUUAACACUCUUGAGUGAAUCUGGUUAUAUUUAUUUUGCCCUGUGUGUAGUCAAGAAUUCAUCAAGUUAUUACAUACAUCAAGGGCUUAAAAGCACCUAAUUGCAGCUCCUUCAUUACAGCAUCAAUAUGAAUAUGUCCUUGAAAUUUUAACCCCAAAAUGUUAUUUGUCAUGGUCAUUGAUAAGCACACUGGCGUUAUAUGGAUUUUCCCUGUACAUACAUUUCAUAUCAUCAAGAUGUGUGAAUGGCAUAUUUCAUAUACAUGCAUGUAAAUUAUGAAUCACCGAUUCUGAAAAUCAUGUCACUUAUGCCUGGAAACAUCAUAAUUGUACAUGUACAAUAACUUUAAUCAUAGACUUUCAUUUUUAUGGCAAUAAUGACACAAUAAUACGUCAACUGUAUAUGUCCCAUAUUCUUGAUACAAUUUAUCCAGCUAUAGCACACUCUUACAUAAAAGAUGAAAUACUAUUGUGAUAUAAUCUUAUCAUAACUUUGAAAUGUAGAUUUUCCUAUCAGAGUGGUAAGAAAAUUUGUACUUGGGAGUUCACUGUGUCAUACUUUUUGCUUAAACUCAUUGUUCAAUUUUAAGCCGUUUUGAAACAAAAAUGAAAUUGUAUUUUGAUAAAAUCAGUACUAUUUUUUUCUAUUAAAACAAAGCAAAACAAUAAAAUUUUAUAGUAAUUGA
Molecule: messenger RNA, 7580 nt
Organism: Lytechinus pictus (painted urchin)
Lineage: Eukaryota; Metazoa; Echinodermata; Echinoidea; Temnopleuroida; Toxopneustidae
Exons: 11
Coding region: 381-2252 (623 amino acids)
Molecular function (GO): 2-oxoglutarate-dependent dioxygenase activity
Source: RefSeq, a predicted model, not a curated record